CUUCUUGGGAAGGCGGAGCGUUUGCGGCCGCUCGCCGAUCCCGUGCCGGAGGCGAAAGGCGGCUGCGGGCGAGGCUGAGCCAUGGCGGCGGCAGAAGCGCGCCGGGUCCUCGUGUAUGGCGGCCGGGGCGCCCUGGGCUCCCAAUGCGUGCGCUACUUCCGAGGGAAGAACUGGGUAAGGGCAGCAGCCCCAUGGGGACGAAUCGGGGGUGGGGGUGGGGGCAAGGUGCUCUUGGCGUUUCUGCAGAUCGGCUGCGUCUUCACGGAGCGCCGUUCCCAAGCCUAACCCCUGGCUUUGCAAUCCCCGGGCCUUCCCGGUGCAACGCGCAACGCGCGCGCGGGUGCGCAAAGAGCUCCAUCCGCCUCGCUGCAAAAGGAGGCGCGCGGCUGCUCGCUGUGCCACGGACUUUCCCGGUGGCCCUUGGUCCUGUCCCUUUCCUUAAAGGUUUUUUUAUGCUCUCGGUAGACGAAGCUGCAGGUUGUCGGGCGCAGCCAGUGCUCCUUAUCCCCGCGCAUCUCCGCAUCAUCUCCCGAAACAGCAAUUUUACGCAGCGCGUUAAAGGAAUCGCAAGGGGACACUUGCAAUACUUGUUGGGGAGGUGGGAAGGAACAAAGGGCUCUUUCGAAAUAGGGGGAAAAGCUGUCCUGCUUUUGGGCUUGAGCCUGAGGAAGUGCGCAAAGUAUAGUGGUACCUUGGGUUACAUACGCUUCAGGUUACAGACUCCACUAACCCAGAAAUAGUCCUUCAGGUUAAGAACUUUGCUUCAGGAUGAGAACAGAAAUUGUGCUCCAGCAGCGCGCCGGCAGCGGGAGGCCCCAUUAGCUAAAGCGGUGCUUCAGGUUAAGAACAGUUUCAGGUUAAGAACGGACCUCCGGAACGAAUCAAGUACUUAACCCGAGGUACCACUGUAUGGGCAACAUACCUGAAAUAAAUCUGCAAUGAAAGAAUGGACACUCCUCCCUGUUUCCCUUUGAAACUAUUUUAGGAAAUACUUUUGUUUUCUGGUGCAAAAGACAAAAACACGAAAUAAGUAUAGUAAAUCGCUUUUUAAACAGAAAACUUUUUUCUUUUUAAAUCAGUGGGUGGCCAGCAUUGACUUGGGAGAAAACGAAGAAGCGAGUGCCAAUGUUGUUGUGAAAAUGAGCGAUUCCUUCGUUGAACAAGCAGAUCAGGUAACGUGCAUGGUAUUGAUUGUGCCUUGUUCCUGUGUUGGAAGCAAUUAAAAUGAAAGCAGAAAGAUGUCGGGGCAGCUUCUGGGUUGCAAAAUAAUAGCCGUUGUCUAAAAUAAGAUCCUGUUUGUGUGUGAAAUGUUCUUUCCUUUUGGGAAAGACUUUCCGACAGUUUCUUCACCUUCAUCAGCUUUAUGAAAGGCAGAAAAUUCAGUCGGUGCAUUUUUUUCCAUUUGCCCCAUCACUAGGAGGAGCCAUACUGACUUAAUUCCUGCCUGCCGUGCAGUUGUUAAAGGUUCAGCUGCCAACAUUAGGGCAGGGAUGUAAUAACUUUGCCUCUGGGGAACAUUCAGGUGGGAAUAUCUUGGCUCAAGAUGCUGCCUAUCCCUUUUAAAGGUCUGCCUGAGUUGUGUGAUAACAAACUCAAGUCAAAAGGGCCUGGGUAGCAUGAAUAUGUGUGUGAGUGUGAGAGAGAGAUAUAUCGUUGAAAUAUUUUGCGGUAUAUCAUUUUAAAAGCAUGUUAAGAUAAAAUGGACUGGUGAUCUUGGCACACCUACAUCAACUCCCAUGCUUGUUUUUCUGUCGCUUGUUCUUCCUUCCCCCAUGUUUAUUGGUUCCGUUCUAAAAAGAGGAGUCUAUUACCUCCGAUUUGCUUGGAACCAGCCUCCACUGUUCUAGAAGCCCUGCCUUCUAAUUUGAGGUGUGGAAGGUUUUAUCGACCCAAAACCAUAAUCGGGUAUUGCGGUCAAACCCACCCACCCUAAUCCAGGGUUGUGCAUUGGAAAGAGAUUUCAGGAUUUGGGAUUUAGUCCUGGCAAGCACUGGUUUAUAUUAAGCCUAGUUCCAUUAUAUUCCAUUAUAUAUAAUUUCCCUGAUUUCGAAAGCCUGGUUCUGAAGGUUAAACGUGACAUGGGUUAUGUGUGUGUUUGUUGAUUUGCCUGCCUUGCUCAAAUCCUAAUGUGGGUGGAUCCUAUUUCUUACAUGAAAAGUAGCACACAGGUGAGGGGAGAUCAGCUACCCCCCCUCAUCCGCCCCCGUCACUUCAGGCACUUGUUUCCCACCUUGCUUCAAUUCCUGUAUUAGAUGUAGGUCUGAGAAAAUUGCAGUUUUGAGAUCUGGGCGUAUACAAAUUCCAGGUAUUUCUCUUGGAACUGACACGCCCCCACACUACUUCUUUGUCUUCACAUAUUUAAAGGUAACAGAAGAUGUUGGAAAACUCCUGGGCGAAGAAAAAGUCGAUGCUAUACUUUGUGUUGCCGGUGGAUGGGCUGGAGGCAGCGCGAAAGCAAAAUGUAAGCGACAAACUUGUGAAUGCCAUGGAAGAAAUCAUUUCUUCUUUGUCUUAUAACCAGAGUUUUCAGAACGGCUUCUUUACUUUUCGUGUGUGAUCGGAAAAUCGAGUAUAGUAGCUGUGUCCAACCAAUAUUGAAAGCUGAUGGAAGUUUGUUAAAUUGUUAAGCAGUUAGUAUCUUGCUAAGGGUCACUGUCCUGCAUUCAUUUUAUGAUGCUUUAAGCCGGUGGCUGUAUCCAGAUGCAAAACUGAUCCUUGGCAAGCCUGUUGAUUUUUCAGAAGGUGGUGGAAGGAGGUUUUUUCCCAGCACGUCCUCUCCAGGCUUUGAAUCCUGUGAUCCCAAAACCACAACACCCUACCAGUGUUUCUCAAACUUGGGUCUCCAGAAGUUGUUGGACUACAGCUCCCAUCAUCCCUCACCACUGGUCCUGCUGGCUAGGGAUGUUGGGAGUUGUAGUCCAACAACUGCUGCAGACCCACAUUUGAGAAACACGGCCAAAGGGCCCUAUUUCGCACAUUACUGCCAGUGGAAGAACUGCCAGGGGGAGUUUACCACCCACUUGGCUGUAGCUUGGGACCUCUGGCAUGGAGGGGCCCUGCCGCCCCCUGGUUCUCCUGCUGCUGCUAGAGCCUGGCAGAGAAAAAUCCAGGCAGAGUCCUAACCACCACCACCACCCAGUCAUCAGAUUUUUUUUAGGGGAAUGGUAGCACUGUGCUGUUAAAACCCAGUUAAAAGGCUUUAAAAUCCUCUACGUGGAUUAAGUAAUUGACUGGAUUCUACCUUGUCCGUUGUUGUUGCACUAGGUCAGAGGUUGGUUUUCUCCAUCCAAAGGGGAUGUAUUCUGCAUUGCGGACUUUAAAGCAAAUAGACCAGCUGUGGCCUGGAGCUGCUUCAGAUGGUGAACUAGUCUUAAUGUUGAACCAGGCCUUAACCCUGCCAGUGACCCUGAAGUGAAUAAGAUCCUGUUUGCCGUGUCUUUAAGAAUUAUUUGUGUGGGGGUUGCAUUCCUGGUCAUUGCACGUGUUGGCAGAGCAUGCAUAAGCCCACCCAGCUCCGUUCUCUCUUGGUCCGGGUCCAGAAACAACCCAUGCAUGCACAGUCGCUCAUGCUUUGAACCCGUGCAAAGCGGGGUUGCUUGUACUAUAUUUGCAAAAUAAAAGGAACUCCGGUUGAAAAUACCGCUUCACAGAGUCUCGCAACAUAAGUUCUGCACAUUCUACAAUCCAGUUAUGUCUGGCAUUUAAGGAGACCAUUGGAAAAUAUUCUGUUUUUUAGUGGUUUGGUGGUCGGUUCCAUUAAAUUCCAGGAAAAGAGUUAAUGGUUUCUAAAAUCAAACCCAGGUUUUUGCAUGGUACUACAAAGCACUUUCCAGUGAUUAUAAAAGACUUCAGGACAGGCUUUUGCACUUACAUAUUAGAAACAUAUUAGAAUAGGAGACUAUUCCUCAGAGAACUAACUGAUCCUAAACAGCUCCAUAAGUCUCAGUUAUGAGCGUAAUAUUUCCGAGAUGGUUUGUGUCUAACAGCGUUCAAAGCAUGAUUUUCCUGCUCCAACAAAGUAUUGGUUUUUGGAGCACAUGUAAGCUUGGCUUCAGAGAAGACCUCCCAGUUUGAUAAGCCACAGCUUCCCGGUGAUGUCCCAACCAGGAAUCUGUGGUUUGUGUGCUCCAUUCCAGAUAGGAUUUGCCAAACACAUUCUGAUCUUGUUUGUAGGGAAUUCUUAAACCACAGUUCGGAUGCCAUUCAUCUAGCAAACCAGGAAAUCUCCUCUGAAGCCAGGUGUGCAAGAGGAGUAGAUUAAGAGAGCAGGAAGCACUUAAGCUCAUUGCUCACCACUGCUUCAGCAAACCAUGGUUUGCUGGACCAGAAACAUGUAGUUCAAGCUGGGCAAGUAUAGAACAGAACAUUGCUACAUAUUCCUUCCCUUUCUCUUUGGGAAGCGGGAGCUAGUGUUGGGGCCCCUGUUUUUUAGAUUCAUGAGAGCUCAAAUCAGAGUCUUCUGGAUAAUUUGGAGUCUUUUAUCUGGGAAGCUCGCCUUAAAAUAUCAUUGUACUCCUUUCGCCAUAUUGUUACAAUAUAAACCAAUGCAAGAAUAUAAUGAAACAAACAUACAGUAAAACAUUAAAGAGAACAAGAAACCAACUGGUAUAUCUGAAGGAGCAUCUCCACCGCCAUCAUUCAGACACUGAGGUCCAUCUCCGAGGGCCUUCUAGCAGUUCCCUCACUGUGAGAAGUGAGGUUGCAGGGAACCAGGCAGAGGGCCUUCUCGGUAGUGGCGCCCACCCUGUGGAACGCCCUCCCAUCAGAUGUCAAGGAAAUAAACAACUAUCUGACUUUUAGAAGACAUCUGAAGGCAGCCCUGUUUAGGGAAGUUUUUAAUGUUUGAUGUUUUAUCGUGCUUUAAUAUUCUGUUGGGAGCCGCCCAGAGUGACUGGGGAAACCCAGCCAGAUGAGCAGGGUAUUAUUUAUUAUUUGUUGUUGUUGUUACUACUACUACCAAGAUUCAUCAGGAAUAGGUCUCUCAAGUCACCAAGUUUUAAGCAUAUAGUGAAAAGAAUACAAAAGAUGACCAGUGAAGAUCUUGCCUUCAGAAGUUAACUUUGAAGUGGGUAUGGUGGGUUGUUUGUUUUUAUAGUUUCUGUCUUGAUGCCUAAUGUGUCCUGGGUUUUCUCUGCUCACCAGCUUUAUACAAAAAUACUGACCUGAUGUGGAAACAAAGUGUUUGGACGUCAACGAUCUCUAGCCAUUUGGCCACCAAGCACCUGAAGGAAGGGGGGUUGUUGACCCUGACAGGGGCCAAAGCAGCAUUAGCUGGAACUCCAGGUAAAAUAUUGUGGUGUGUUUUGCCAGUAUUCUUUGUGGUGUCAAUUAUUCCCAUUUGAUGAAAAACCAGCCCGGGGUCUUUCAAAUUCUCUUGUCCUGCAAUGUGUCUGUUGACUAGCUGUUAAGGCCUUUUCAGAGGACAUUUUGAUGCCAGUAAGGGGAUCCAUGCUUUGAGAGCCACAAUCUAGAGAAAUUUGGGGGGUGAAAAAGCAGAAGACUCAUAAGCACACUGUUAUUUCUGAAUUGUGAGACACAGUAAAACUAGGCUGCUGUCUUAUUUCUUCAAAAUGAGUGGCAGCUCUGCUUGUUUACAAUAGAUCCUACCUUUAACCUGCCUUCUUCAAAGACCAAUGACCUUAACCCUCUGUCAAUAGUUACGAAUGUUCCUGGUCCAUUUCGUAACUAUUGACACAGAAAAGAGUGUGGAAACUGGAGGAUAUUCACUGCUAGCUAUAAUCUGAGCAGACCCACUGAAAUCAAUGAACCCACUGAAGUCUAAUGAUAUAAAUCAGUCUGUUCUGAGUAUGACUUAAUGUUGGAUGUCAGUCACAGGACAUCUGUGUACUUUGCAUUAAAAAUCAAACUUCUAAUCAUGGAAUCCAAAUUCUGCAUUGGAAACAAUGAAUUCUGUGACCUGAAUAAAUUAUGUAAGCUGAACAAGUUUGUUUAAUUUAUUCUGCUUUUGGCAAUCGUCACAAGUGGCAGAGUAGGGAAUAGAAACCUGACCAUCUGCCACUGGGAUUGACACUUUGUUGUACAUAUAAUGAAAAGGGAAAGAAGGUAAACAGGUGGGUUUCAAUGAGAACCUCUCUUUGAGGUAGUAAACUUGUGUUUGGGUGCAUGUGAGGGCCAGCAUUAUGGGAUGUUCCUUCAUACCAAGCCCACACCUCCAAGAAAGCCUUGCAGAUAAAAAAACUAUCCUGCAAAGAAGGGGUCAUUCCCUGGCAUGCUGGCAACCCUAUAAUCUACAGUAUACCAGUAUAACCUACAGUAUACCCUAUAAUCUACAGUAAAAGCCAUGGUUUUCCCAGUAGUGAUGUAUGGAAGUGAGAGCUGGACCAUAAAGAAGGCUGAUCGCCGAAGAAUUGAUGCUUUUGAAUUAUGGUGCUGGAGGAGACUCUUGAGAGUCCCAUGGACUGCAAGAAGAUCAAACCUAUCCAUUCUGAAGGAAAUCAGCACUGAGCGCUCACUGGAAGGACAGAUCCUGAAGCUGAGGCUCCAAUACUUUGGCCACCUCAUGAGAAGAGAAGACUCCCUGGGAAAGACCCUGAUGUUGGGAAAGAUGGAAGGCACAAGGAGAAGGGGACGACAGAGGAUGAGAUGGUUAGACAGUGUUCUCGAAGCUACAAACAUGAGUCUGACCAAACUGCGGGAGGCAGUGGAAGACAGGAGUGCCUGGCGUGCUCUGGUCCAUGGGGUCACGAAGAGUCGGACACGACUAAACGACUAAACAACAACAUAAUCUACAGGCAUGACUCAUGUUGCCACUGUGUACCAUAGUUGGCAUAUCUGAAGGCAAGUGGCUAUUGGAGACCAAAACCGUUGACAGUUUCCAGCGACGAACCUUUUCAAUAGAUCAUCACAAUAAAUGCUUUGACGAAAGUUGUGAAGAGGAGUGGCUCUCUGCUGAGAUAGAAAUACGGAUAGUUUGGAACUAUAUUAUUGCAUCUCUGUUUGUUGGAAUGUUAUGUAAUUUGUUCCCUUCAGUUCCUUUAUCAGAGGGUAAAGGUAAAGGGACCCCUGAACAUUAGGUCCAGUCGUGGCUGACUCUGGGGUUGCUGCGCUCAUCUCGCUUUAUUGGCCGAGGGAGCCGGCGUACAGCUUCCAGGUCAUGUGGCCAGCAUGACUAAGCCGCUUCUGGUGAACCAGAGCAGCGCACGGAAACGCCGUUUACCUUGAUGUGCUUUCGAACUGCUAGGUUGGCAGGAGCAGGGACUGAGCAACGGGAGCUCACCCUGUCGCGGGGAUUCGAACUGCCGACUUUCUGAUCGGCAAGUCCUAGACUCUGUGGUUUAACCCACAGCGCCACCCGCGUCCCUUAUCAGAGGCUAUUGGCUCUAAUAAACUGGGUGGUCAUUUUCAGGUACAUAGUUCUGAUUGUAGUCUUGCUGCUUAUUUGUGUCACUGUUUUCCUGAAGCUUGAACCCUGGAAAGUUUGAGUCAGGAGCCUCUUUCCCCUACCAACAAUCCCUGACAGUCCCCCCCCCCUUAGCAGUCUGAAGUGGUACAGUCCUGGGACAAGAGACUUUUGAGGCUUCAGCAGCAACUAGGUUUUGCUCCCACCGUUUCUUGGCUGACUUCCUUGUUGCAAAAUUACAGCUGAGCCAGCCACUGGUGUCCCACUGCGCAUAGAGGUGCCCAUGUGGAUGUAUGCACACAGUGGACUGCUGGGAUGGAUCCUCACAAUUGUACCACAUUAGACGGCUCCCUUCCAGAAGCCAGAAAAGUUUGGGUUUAUUCUCCUGAUGUACUGUGAAACAGUGACAAUAUUUUGGUGUCUCGUUCAAACAGUUCUGCUUCCUAGCGCUUUUAUUGCACAAAGCUGAUGUUUUCUUCCUUUUGUUUUAGGAAUGAUAGGUUAUGGCAUGGCCAAAGGAGCAGUCCACCAGCUUUGCCAGAGCCUCUCGGGUACAAACAGUGGGCUGCCACCGGGGUCUGCCGCGGUUGCCAUUCUCCCGUAAGUGGUGGCAUUUUCAUCCUUACAGCACCCUCUGCUUUAGGUUUUUUCAUAUGCCCAGUUUGUGCCAUGUUGAAGAAGCAACCUCUGAAAUCAGUGGCUUGUGGUCUAUGUGAACUCUUGGCCUGUCAACUCAAAAUUGCAAUUGCUUGAGAAUCAUGGACAAGGGGUGGAUUCAUGCCACUUAACUUUUACAUUUCAUUAACAUUAAAUUUCCCUCUGCUGAAAGCAAAUACUUUUAAUUUGAACCUGUUGGAUUUCUCUCUCUGUAUCUCUCCCUCUCUUUCUCUUUUCUUGUUUUGCAUUAAUUUAUAAUUUGAGCGGUAUAGUUGCUAAGGGACCAAACUACAGAUUGGGAAGUCCUGCUUCUGAUCUUGAACUCUUAACAGGACUUUAGGCAACCAUGUAAGCUUGGGUCAGAUUGCAGCCCUAAUUCUUAUGUCCUGUUUAUGGGGCCAUGAAUGCAUGUGUUAAUUCUGUUCAUACCUGGGUGGUCAUUAUUCAAAAUGCACUUUUUAGAGUAUGUAUGUUGCUGCUAUCAGAAUAAUAAUAAUAAUAAUAAUAAUAAUAAUAAUAAUUUUUAAAAAUUUAUAUCCCGCCCUCCCCAGCCGAAGCCGGGCUCAGAGCGGCUAACAACAGUAAAAUGAUAAAACAUUCUAAAAUCAUUUCAUUAUAAAAUCAGUUCAAAUCAAAUUAAUGGCAACCAUUGGGCUAGAGUUCUGAGAGGAUUGCCAAAGUCAGGCUGUGCCCUGACCAAAGGCCUGGUGGAACAGCUCUGUCUUGCAGGCCCUGUGGAAAGAUGUCAAGUCCUGCAGGGCCCUAGUCUCUUGGGACAGAGCGUUCCACCAGAUCGGGGCCAUGGCUGAAAAAGCCCUGGCUCUAGUUGAGGCCAGCCUAACCUCUCUGUGGCCUGGGACCUCCAAGAUGUUUUUGUUUGAAGACCGUAAGUUCCUCCGUGGGGCAUACCAGGCAAGGCGGUCCCGUAGGUACGAGGGUCCUAGGCCGUAUAGGGCUUUAAAGGUUAAAACCAGCACCUUAAACCUGAUCCUGUACUCCACCGGGAGCCAGUGCAGCUGGUAUAGCACCAGGUGAAUGUGAUCUCGCAGCGAGGACCCCAUAAGGAGUCUCGCCGCGGCAUUCUGCACCCGCUGGAGUUUCUGGGUCAGUCUCAAGGGCAGCCCCACGUAGAGUGAGUUACAAUAAUCCAGAAUAAGGUUGAAGUUUCAGUCUGAUGCUCUCCUUUGAAAACGGUAUUUAAUUAGCGCCUGAAAUCAGUGGCACCUAUUCCUGGGCACCUGUUUGAGGACCGCAGCUAUGGUGUAUUUAUGUGGCAGUGACAUAAUGCUGACCAUCUGAUGGUCAAACUGCAUGUAACAAUCAUGCAUGUGAGAGACUGUCCUAGGUAGGAUGCUGCAAAGCAGCUUUGGAAAACAGUGGACCCUCUGGAUACAAACUUAAUUCAUCCCGGGGGUCCGUACUUACCCCAAAAAGUCUGUAUCCGGAGGCGCCGCUUCUGUUCACAUGCACGGUGCAUAGAGCACUUCUGCACAUGCGCGCGCGGCGAAACCCAGAAGUACAGACUUCCGGGUUUGCCGCGUUCAUAACUCUAAAUUACGUUACCCGAAGGUAACAUAACCCGAGGUACCACUGUAGAUUAUGUUAUGCACAGGAGCAGUUGGAAGAGGUGCCUAAUCUUUUCCCAGCCACCAUUUGUGUGAGACGCCAUUUUGCCUCUGGAUAAGAGAUGCUUGCAUGCAAGUGAGUAAUUCCUAUUGCUCAAAGGUGUGCAGUCAGUUUCAGUAUAGUCACCGAGAAGGCGAGAUCUUAAUAAAAAGAGCAAUCUCCACCUUCCACUGUCCUCAACGUACUGCGUGCAUUGUGACGGAGAAGAAACGCAGGCAACAUUUAUCAGAUGCAGCAGUGUACAACUGAAGAGCUUAUCUUUCUUUGCCCCAGGGUUACCUUGGAUACACCGAUGAACAGGAAAUCUAUGCCUGAUGCGGAUGUCGGCUCCUGGACACCAUUAGAUUUCAUUGCCGAGUGAGUAAACAGAGGCUUCCUUGCUCAACAGCUGCUGCUUUAGGGUGUCCCGGUCGCCUGUGCCUUCAAAUUCUGGAGUGCAGAUCCUCAGUCACUGGAAGUUAAAUGCCCUUCUGUGAAGUGGAAGUGGCUGAACAUGGCGGCUUGGGAGAGAGAUUCUGAAAGGAUGGGUUGUGGGAAUUGAUGGAUGCCAGUUCAGCUCAAAAUCGCCUUUAUGGCCUGUGCAUAGGCAGCAGCAUCAGGGUGGAUAAAAAUAAAUGAUUUUAAGAAAAAAAUCCCCAAAAAUCAGAUUUUUAAAAAAUUUAAAUCGGAUAUUUAAAAUAAAAUGCUUUUGGAUGAAAAAUCUUUCUAAAGAUAGUUUUCUAGUUAGGUUAUAUUAUAGUGCAAAGGCUAUUCAUCAGGAAAUAAGGAUUUGUUUUAAGUUUUUUUAUGGGUGCUAAAACUCAGUCUAAGGUGUUUUUUUUAAAAGUUAACAAACAUGGAUACAUAUGCUAUAAUGUUAUUGCUUUAGUUAAAUAAAUUGUUUAAAUUGUUAUUAAGGAAAUGGUUAUUUUUUCCCUUCCAAUAAAGUACAGCAGAAAAGUUGUCCAAACAUAAACAGUUAACUUAUUAAACCUCACAAUAAUUUCAUAAUUAUCUAUCUUACGUAUUUAUAAUAGUAUAACCAAAUCAGUAAUUUUUGAUAUAACUGUAAAAACUACUCUGAAAAUGUAUUAUUCCAAAAAUGAAACCUUCAUCUGGAUGUAAAUAUUAAGAUUAUACCAGCAAGACUGAGUCUUCCUGUAAAUAAAAAAAGGGGGGGGAAAGAAAAGAAAAAAGAUUUAAAUCAAGUCUUACUGACUGGUGAUUUAAAUCAUGAUUUUAAAUCGUGAUUUAAAUCAAUUUGAUUUAAAUAAAAUCCACCCUGGGCAGUACGAAUCAAGAACGCUGCCUAGUCCUGUUUGGUGCCUUCAGAGGUGGCCCCAUGUAGAACGCAUUGCAGUAAACUAACCUAGAGGUUACCAGACUGUAGACAACAGGAGCUAGGCUGUCCCUGUCCAGCUACGUCCCAGCUGAAGUUGGUGGAAGGCACUCUGAGCCUUCAAGGCCAUUUGUGCCUCCAGGUGACAGUAGCGGUACUUAGAGUGGACUCAGUACCCAACUGAAACAUCCCGAAGCAGGCUGCAGUCUCUCAAACUCAUUUCCCGGCAAAGGGGAAUAAUAACAGCUUGCUUCCUUGCGGCAGAAAUAAUAAUAAUAAAUUAAAAUAAAUAUAAGUUACUCAGUUUACCAGGCCAGUCAAGCUGAGGCAAAGCAGGUCUGGGCUUGGUCAGGGCCUCAGGUGGGUUCCGUGGCAGAAGAAAGGUGGGAUAUAAAUGUAUAAGAGAGAAUAAAGAAUGGAUAGAUGUUGAAUAUUCUAAAAUGACAAGGUUAGGACAGCAGUCCUAAGCACUUGCUAGGGAGCCAGCUCCUUUGAACAUUGGAUUUACUUCUGGGUAACAUGUAUAGAAUUGCAGUAUGAAAAUGUAUUUAGGAGGAGUGUUGGACACAAAAUCUCUGACCUGAGAAGCUUCUACACUAUUUUUUUAAAAGCAGUUCAAAUACAGCGGUUCUCAACCUGUGGGUCCCCAGAUCUUGUUGGACUACAACUCCCAUCAUCCCUGAGCUCUGGCCUUGCUAGCUAGGGGUGAUAGGAAUUGUAGUUCAACAACAUCUGGGGACCCACAGGUUGAGAAAGCCUGAUUUAUAACGUGAAGCUUUAGGACAGGCUUCCUCAACCUUAGCCCUCCAGAUGUUUUUGGCCUACAACUCCCGUGAUCCCUAGCUAGCAGGACCAGUGGUCAGGGAUUAUGGGAAUUGUAGUCUCAAAACAUCGGGAAGGCCGAGGUUGAGGCAGCCUGCUUUAGGAAUUGAAUUAAUUCACAAAAUGUUGAUCUCUGUUUUUAACAGAACCUUUUAUGACUGGAUCACUGGAAAAAACCGUCCAUGUUCUGGGAGUCUGAUCCAAGUAGUAACCACAGGAGGAAAGACGGAGCUGUCUGCUUCUCAUCUCUGAGCGGUCAUACGUGCAAACAGCAGUGAAGUGGAGAUGCAAAGUGUGUGUGUGUGUGUGUGUGUGUGUGUGUGUGUUUGUUUGUGCAGUCUUCUCCUUCUGCCAGUAAAGUGGUCUUAUUUGUCGAGCAAGACCUGAGGUCAUAUUUGUGUUGCUUGAUGUUAGCCAGACGCACUUAAUUAUCCAAAGGUACAAAGCGUCUUGUGAAUCAGGGCUGUGAAUUUGAAGAUUCACUGAUGGCCUCGUUGCAGUAUUUUCUACAGAAUUAUGCCGAGUCUUAAGAAAAGCAAACAGUGAGCAGUAAAACUGUGUUUUAAUUAUAUGAAAUGCAUAUAUUUCACUGUUACGGAAGUUCUGCUGCCUUGGGGUUUCCGCCCCACACUUGAAUGCUGCCUAGAUAGUCAAUUACGUCAGGUGUAAUUAUUAACCGUCACAUCAACACAGACCAAACAUGCAUUCUUACUGUCUUUCCUCUUGGAUGUUGUGUGAUACCGUAUUUUCGCCCUAUAGGGCGCACUGGCCCAUAGGAUGAACCUCAUUCUUUGGGGGGGGGGGGGAAAUGAAUAAAAAAAAAUUAUUCCCUCCCCCAGCCGCAGGGCUGGGGCGGGGGAAGCCCGAGCUUCCCCCGACCCCAGCCCCCAGAACAGGCUGCUAUCCACAAGCCUUGCGAGCCCGCGGGAACUCCCCCCAGGCAUGCAAGGCUUGCGGACACCUGCGCGAAGCACGGGGCGUCCUCCGGAGGGCGCCCCAUGCUUCGGGCUGCAGGCUGCUGCCCGCAAGCCUUGCAAGCCCGCAGGAACUCCCGCCGGGCGCGCAAGGCUUGUGGAUAGCUUCCUGAAGCCUGGAGAGCAAGAGGGGUCGGUGCGCACCGCCGCCUCUCGCUUUCCAGGCUUCAGCGAAAGCCUGCAUUCGCCCCAUAGGACGCACACACAUUUCCCCUUCAUUUUUGGAGGGGCAAAAGUGCGUCCUAUAGGGCGAAAAAUACGGUAAAUCAAGAAGAUCCAUUGAAAUCUGUGGGACAAAACAUACAAUUGACAGUAUUGGUGGUAAAUUGUACCACAAGAAGCUGUUGUCUGUGUUGCGGGAGGCGGCUGUGUUGAACUGCUCCUCUACCUGGACAGACUUCUCACUAAACAAUACACAUACAACACAUGUGUGUGCAGAGCUUUUCCCUUGAGAAAACAUCCAGCCAUUUAUCCCCCACUCUCAACUGCACAGGGAGCUAUUUGUAAGCGAUGAGGUUGAACGAGGAAACAUUAUUUUGCCUUAAAAGCUAUUCAGCACAGUCAGCACAGUUCAAACCUUUUCUAAAAGGGAGCCAGAUCACCAAAGCUAUGGGAAAGAUUUUGUGGGAUGAGGUGGGGAAUAGGUUGUCGUCCAAAGCCUUAUUGUACAAAUAGAUGUAGCUGGAUGUUUGCUUAUGGUAUAUACAGCAACAUCACCUUCAAUCAGCUGUGAGCACCAACCAGCAAACCACUUCAUUGCUUGUCAUGCACAUUAUGCCUCUUGUAAUUUCAUACGGUGAUUUUUAAAAGUGCUCUAAAAUAGCCCCAGUUGCAGAUAUUGCCAUAUAUUGAAUUUUGUCCUCAAUAAACUUGUUGUUUAGAAGCCCGC
This is a messenger RNA of Podarcis lilfordi (Lilford's wall lizard), 13646 nucleotides long. Lineage: Eukaryota; Metazoa; Chordata; Lepidosauria; Squamata; Lacertidae. The record is from the annotation of a GenBank genome assembly.